UUAUACAAGAGAAUAUAAAAAGAAUCUUCGAGAGUUGCAAUAUAUCUCCUCAGAUGUUUAUUUUAACAAAUUGAAUGGAAUGAGAGCUCAGACAAAGAAAAUAAUCAAAGGAUUUAAAGGAUAUUCAAAGCAUUUUAAAAAUAUAAAAGGGGCAGUUGAUCAGUUAAAAGUAAAUAAAAAGCAUAAAGGUUAUAUAUACUACAGUAUAAUGGAACUAUUUUUGAAUGAAAAUAUGAAGGUUGAGGAAAAUGAUGAGGAGUUUCAAGAUAUUGUUGAAGCAAUUUCGAAGUAUCAUAAAGAUGAAGAAAGUUUAUAUCAACAGGUCAAUAUACCUAUUAAUUUAAUAAAACUGGGUGAAACAUGAUGAAUAGUUGUUUUAUAUGUGGAUAGCAGGGAGAGCUGUCCUGCGCUUUUGCAUUUGGCUUCCGCGGAAUUCUGCUUUUAAAAUACUUUUAUUUCCGUCUUCCUUCUCCUUUCUUUUUAUUUCGUUCCGUUUUCUUCCAUCUGCCAUUUUUAAAAUACCUUGAUUGCCGUCCCUGGUGGUGGAUAGUAAGGUUCUCCGACGAGGGUGGG
Meloidogyne enterolobii is the source of this 573-nucleotide messenger RNA. The record is from the annotation of a GenBank genome assembly. NCBI's taxonomy places the organism in Eukaryota, Metazoa, Nematoda, Chromadorea, Rhabditida, Meloidogynidae.